UUUUAUUGUAAAUCUUGCUCUCAAUCAAUCAAAUACAAUUGUUCCCAACAAAAUAUAUAGGCAAAAAUCUCCGGAAUAAAAAUUACAAUCAACCGACAGCAAAAAAAUCAUAUUUCUAACAUUUAUUGCAAUUAAAAUUCAAAUAAAAUUUACAGAGAAAGAAACUGGCCAAUUCUGCAAAUUGAAUACUUUGAAAUCCACCACUUCAACCAACAGGAACAAUUUGUACUAAUACAUACUAAUAGAACCAGACAAAUGCAAGAAGUAGCUGUACUGCCAUGGGAGAAGAUCGCCUGGAGCGAUGAGCACGUGCAGCUGAUCUAUCGCGAUUGGGGUCUCUUCUACACACACAAGCAGCAAUUGGACAUUGCGGCGAAAUACUAUGACAAAUCGCUGGAGCUGAAGAAUGAUGACUCACGUGCGCUUUACUUUCGCAGUCAGUGCAAGCGCAACAUUGCGCAGACGCAGGGUGCGCUGGAGGAUGGACUAGCAGCCGGAGCCAUUGAGCCGAAUAAUGCACCGAUCAAUCUGGAGAUCUGCGAUGCCUUGUAUGAGCUGAAUCAAUUCGAGAACUGCAAAGUAGAGCUACACGACAAUACGCACAAGUUCUAUGGCAAGAAAGUGUCAGCAUUUGAGAAUCGUUUAAUUGUGGUCGAUGAAAAUUUCAAAGACUCCAUUGGUGAAACUCUAGGUCCCUUCAUAUUAAGGAAUGAGAAGAUUUUCUCCAAAGUUUUGGAGCAAUUGGAGCGUGAGAAAUACGUUGAUCCGCGUCCGUUGUGGAAAAUAUUGCGCGAACAGGGUAAAUGCGAUGUGCUCAGCAUACUCGAGAAGGAGGAGGUGCUGUUGUCACCACGCGAGAUCGCCAGACGUGAACGCGCUUUCAAGGUCUUCAAUCAAAUAUAUUACAACAAAAGCUGGAUCGAUGUGCUGUUUUUGAAGGAUCUACGUGAUAACGGAAACUUAUUAUUACCGCAAUGCAAAAUUUCCACGCCCUUUCUACGCCAUCUGACACACACCAAAUAUGAUGUGUUGAAGAAGUUCUUGAAAAUGUUACAAGCGCGCAGUCCACUUUAUAAUGAACAAAUGCGUAAGUGUCCGGAUAAGGCGGUAUGGGAGAAGCAUCGUCAGGCUCACCUGAAUCAUAUACAGUACCAAACGCGACGUAAUAUGCUAACGAUCUUACGGACGAUACGUCAACUGCGGGCCUUGGGUAAAAUUGAUAAACUUAGUAAAUACGUCGAGGAAGUUAUGGGCGACUAUGUUGUGUUGAAGACCCAUCGUGUGAUGCCCUGGAAAUUUGAGUUUCUCAACGAAGUUUACAAUACAUUAGCGUUGGCCUACACCGACCGCUAUACUAAACCAAAUGAUGGCAGUACAACAAAUGAGACCAAGAAGAGUUCAACUUUAAUGCAAUUACUUCGUUUACCGACCGACAAGAAUAAAGACCGCUCUGUAACAUUUGUAUUCGGCGAUAAGUCGACGUAUCAGGAACCCGAUGCCACAGAUUAUACAAUGAUUGCUUAUAAAAAAUAUUUGGCACGUUUAGAGAAGCGCAUACAUUUCGCGAAAUACUCGAUUGAGAAAUGUUAUCUGCUGCACGAAAUCGCACGAAGUCAUUUGGGACAGAGUCGAUUCGACGAGUGUUGCUCGGUGGCACGUAAAGCCGUUGAAGAAACCAAAAACUGCAAUAGCAAUAUCUGGCGCUUCUUAAGUACCUUACUGAUUUGUAAAUCUCACGCGGUGCUCCAUAAAGUCGAACGUGCGAAAGAGAUGCUCGAUGAGGCCUUGGCCGUGGCGGCCUGCUUGAAUAGUCCACCUUUGAUAGCUUUUGUCGAGAACUGUCGCCAAGUGAACGAAGUUGAAUUGUCGCUGAAGAAACGUUCUCAGUCCAUAGAGUCGAUGCGCAAGCGUAAGAGUAAAGUAUCACUUGAAAGCCCCAAUUCGCAAAUAUCACAGCAGAGUAAUGAAACGGAAGGAAGUUUGAAUGACAUAGUUUAAAAAUAUUUCAGCAAAAAAAUCAACAAAUAAAUCGUACAGGGAAGUAAUUGUGGUAUAACAUAAUUGUACCACUUAUACAAAAAAAUCGCAUCUUGAUAUAACUGUACAUAUGUAGUGUCGAACAAUGCUAAAAUUUAUGUAUGAAUAUGUACUUGAUUAAUAAAUAAUUUUUGGAGAAAUUUAA
This is a messenger RNA of Zeugodacus cucurbitae (melon fly), 2182 nucleotides long. RefSeq lists its product as uncharacterized. The transcript is spliced from 7 exons. The record is from RefSeq and is a predicted model, not a curated record. NCBI's taxonomy places the organism in Eukaryota, Metazoa, Arthropoda, Insecta, Diptera, Tephritidae. Gene Ontology annotation, molecular function: protein binding. The coding region runs from base 256 to 1998 and encodes 580 amino acids.